Fundulus heteroclitus (mummichog) is the source of this 6025-nucleotide messenger RNA. It is a transcript of the gene fam91a1, whose product is annotated as family with sequence similarity 91 member A1. Bases 230 to 2731 code for a protein of 833 amino acids. The transcript is spliced from 24 exons. Gene Ontology annotation, biological process: intracellular protein transport. The record is from RefSeq and is a predicted model, not a curated record. Gene Ontology annotation, cellular component: trans-Golgi network; cytoplasmic vesicle. Lineage: Eukaryota; Metazoa; Chordata; Actinopteri; Cyprinodontiformes; Fundulidae.
ACGCCUCAACCGGAAGUGACGGACGCCUCUCUGAGAAAUACAACAAGGAAGUGACCGUUUAUUGUGAAGGAAAAAAAGAACCAGCGGAUUAAACCGUCUCCACGCAUCUGGGGCAUUUCUUCGCUUCAUGGUCGGGCGCCAGGAGGGCUGAAGUCACCGUGGACUCUCCCGGGGAGCCCGUCUCAGGUCACGAAAGGGGUUCCGCUCCCAGCCAGCUCGGUAGCUAGCGAUGAACACGGACGUGGAAUUUCACAUCAGGCAGAAUUAUCCGUGGAACAAGCUGCCAGCUAAUGUCAAGCAGAGUUUGGGGAACUCACAGCGCGAGUAUGAGAAGCACGUGCUGCUCUACAGCAUCCGCAACCAGCUGCGAUUCCGCAAUAACCUAGUCCGCCACGUCAGGAAGGACGAGCGGCGGUACUACGAGGAGCUGCUGAAGUACAGCCGGGAGCACCUGAUGCUGUACCCCUACCACCUGUCUGACAUCAUGGUCAAAGGGCUGCGGGUCACCCCGUUCUCCUACUACAUCGGAAUCAUGGAGGAUAUUAUGAACAGUGAGAAGAGCUACGACUCCUUGCCCAACUUCACUGCUGCUGACUGUCUGAGGCUUCUUGGCAUUGGGAGAAACCAGUACAUUGACCUCAUGAACCAGUGCAGGUCCUCCAAAAAAUUCUUUCGGCGGAAAUCGGCGCGCGAUCUGCUUCCAUCCAAACCGGUGGACAUUUCUGUGGAGCCGUGGUGGGUGGCUCAGACGGGCUACAUCACCGAGGACGACAUAAGGAUCUGCUCUUCAGCGGAGAAGAAAGCCAUUGACAAGAUGAUCGAUUCUGGCCCUCAGCUGGCGGGAACAAUAGAGUUUAAUGUGGUCCUAAGUUUAUAUAACCGGGGCUUUAUUUACCUGGACGUUCCCAUAUCGGAUGAUAGCUGCAUCUCAGUGCCACCUCUCGAAGGCUUUGUCAUGAACCGUGUGCAGGGCGAUUACUUUGAAACGCUCCUCUAUAAGAUCUUUGUGUCCAUCGACGAGCAGACAAACGUGGCCGAGCUGGCCAAUGUGUUGGAGAUCGACCAGGAUUUAGUGAAGAACGCAGUUUCCAUGUACUGUCGCCUCGGCUUUGCGGUGAAGAAAGGUCAGGUGUUCAGCUCCGAGCAGCUUCACCCCAGCUGGAAGAACGCCCCGUCUGUGAACAGACUCAAGAGCACCAUGGACCCCCAAAAGAUGCUGCUGUCUUGGGAACAGGGCAGUCCGGUCAUGGAGGGCGGCUCCUCGGCCACAGAUACAGACACCACAAGUCUGGAAGACCAAGCAGGGGACACGGGCAGCGUUAGCAGCCUGAGCAUCCCAGCAGCUCCCACUAAGAGGAUCGCCUUCCUCUUUGACUCCACGCUCACAGCCUUCCUCAUGAUGGGCAACCUGUCUCCGAAUUUGAAGAGCCACGCGGUGACCAUGUUUGAGGUGGGGAAGCUGUCCGAUGAGACUCUUGAUAGCUUCCUGGCUGAGUUAGAGAAGGUGGAGAGCACAGCAGAGGGCGAGGCUCAGCGUUACUUUGACCAUGCGCUCACCCUUAAAAACACCAUCCUCUUCCUGCGCUACAACAAAGAACUCACUCAGGAUCAAGGACCUGAUAUUCCAAAUAUAGGUUUCCCUUUGGACAUGCUGCGCUGCGAGAGCCUGCUGGGUCUGGACCAGGCCACCUGCAGCCGCGUCCUGAACAAAAACUACAAGCUGCUGGUCUCAAUGGCGCCGCUCAGCAACGAGAUCAGACCCAUCAGCAGCUGCACACCUCAGCACAUUGGCCCAGCCAUCCCCGAGGUGAGCUCCAUCUGGUUCAAGCUGUACGUGUACCAUGUGACGGGCCAAGGCCCGCCGUCGCUGCUGCUCUCCAAGGGCUCCAGGCUCAGAAAGCUGCCGGACAUUUUCCAGGCCUACGACAGGCUGCUGAUAACCUCCUGGGGCCACGACCCCGGCGUCGUCCCUACAUCCAACGUUCUGACGAUGCUGAACGACGCUCUCACGCACUCCGCGGUUCUAAUCCAGGGUUAUGGCAUGCAUGGUCAUGGAGAAACCGUUCAUAUCCCGUUCCCUUUUGACGAGGAGGAUCUGAAGGGAGAGUUCUCCUACUCCAACAUGUGUGUGCACAAAGCGCUUCAGAAGCUGAAGGAGCACGUGGAUCUGGAGCACCAGUGCGGCUACAUCACCAUGCUGAACGCCAACAACAGGCACCGUCGCAGGACCAGCGACAGCGUCGAGUGCAGAGGAGAAACCCAUCUAGGCGGAGGCCUGGACACCAACGGCAGCACCGAGUCGUUUGAGCUUGUGACCGAAGAGAACGGCGAGGGCAAAGGAAAGACGGACGCUCUUUCAUCUGAAGACGAGUGGGUCCCUCUUGAACUGUGCUUUGGCAUGCCCCUCUUCAGCUCGGAGCUCAACCGCAGAGUGUGUCGAAAGAUUGCCUCACACAAGCUCUGCAGCAAUGAGAGCCUUCAGGAGCUGCUUCACUCGAGCCGAAAGCUAUCACUCAAAGUGCUGAGCUUUGUUCAUUCGUUCCAGGACGGCGGCCAGCCGCCCGAGCCGGACAGCGGCGUGUCGAACCCUCUCAGCCAGCCUCCGGCUGAGUCCGGCGUCCCGCUGCCGUCCCUCAACCUCCUCUUCAAGGACGGGCAGCUGAAGGAGUGGAGCGGCCGGGCCCCUCCCCCGCUGGACAUCUCGUCUCUGCAGAAGGACCAACCCUCAUAAACCAGGCACGGUUUGUCCACGAGGACAUUACUUCUCAGUGAAAAAAAUGGACCACCCCGUGUUCUCGUCUUUUCUUUGCAACCUCACGUCUCACCGGGGACGCCCGUGUAUAGCGGGUCCCGCCCUGCGUCUUCGCACCCGCUCACUAGGAAAUGCCCUCGGCAUUCUUGCGCAUCAGUAUCCACUAAAGGAAAAUGAAACCCCGUCAGCUCUUUAUCGUUUAUCUCCUGUAGGAGGACGCAUCCGUCAUCAACACUAGUACCCGCCUCCUUUUGUUGUGGUUUCCCCCACGUGAUUCCUUGUGUCCCUUAGAAGGCAGUGCUAUCCGUUGGAGUGGUGCUAUAAUCCCAACAUAUAACUGUGAUGCGGGUGAACGGCCUGAAACCUGGAAAAACCGGUUGCUUUGUUUACCCCUGACUCCCUCGCUCCCAUCCUCCAGUUAGUGCCAGUUCUGUUUCUUAAAGGUAGAGUGAAAAGUGACCCCCCCCCCGUGAAAGCCAGACUUCUUCAGCAGCCAUUUUUACAAUAUGCAUAACCGUAGGACCAACGUUUGGUUGAAUCCAAGCCCCUCCUUGUUUUGUCUCACCCGCAGUGAUCCAAUGCAUGAUACUGUCGCACAACUAAAAAAAAGAAGAAAAGAAAAACAAAAAAAGAAGAAGAAAUUCCUUCCCUGUUUAUUUGUAAUCAGUACUGGGGAAAACGUGUUAAUUGCACUGUGCAGGAUUUGUUCAAACCUGUGGAUAAAUAAAUGUCAUGUUCUAUUUCUUCUUUUUAAACGUAGGAUCGGUUGUAGUGCACAUUAACGUUUUUAGAGCUCUUGUUUACGAUAAGGAAGUGUUUACUCAUGAAGACAUAAACGUGUUAAGAACUGACUGGGCAUUUGAGGAACUUCUAUUUUUAUUUGUUCUGUUUUUUUGGUUUGUUUUUUAUAAUCGAGAGCACCAAAGACAUUCUUCUCUUUUUCUUCUGAUUUUUUUCUUUUUAUCAUUUGCUGCCUUUGUUAUAAUCAGCCAAUCAAUAUAGAGCUCACACCUGGGAUCAAGAUUGCUUAUUUGCUUUACUUUACAAUGUCUCUUUUAGUAAGUUUUAGCAAGUUUUACAGGAUUUCUGUGUUUGUUUGUUUUUUUUCUUCUGAAUUCUUGCACCUAACACGAUUAUGACCGCAGGAUAACAAACAUCCUACCACCCCUGUGGGAGCUGCCAUCGCUGCGUAUCACUCCGAUGGGAGCAGCGAUGGCUCCAGAUGCAUCUCAAUAAACUAGAAUGUCAUCUAAAAGCUCAUUUACUUUAGUAAUUCAGUUUAAAAAAAGAGAAACUCAGCAUUCAUUGCACACAGACCAUAUUUCAACCAAUUAUUUUUAAUUUGAUUUCUGAUGAGGAAGAAAACAUAGCUUUUCUCAGGAAAUUAGAGUAUUACAUAAAACUAAUAAGAAAAAAAAAAGUUGUUUGAUGCAGAAAAGUUCCAGUCUACACAGUGAUGGAGCUCAUUCGGGCUCUCCACGAUGACGGUAAACGACCAAGGGCCACCGCUAAAGAGGCUGGCUGUUCAGAGCGCGGUAUCCAAGCACAUUAAUUGCAAUCUGAGCAGCAGGAAUAAGUUCAGUAAAAAGAAAUGUGCCCGGAUGACGACAGCCUUGAGAGGACCAUUACCCUUUGUUGAAAACUAGGUAGAGAUGACAAUUUCAUUUACCAGCAGGACUUGGCGCCUUUCCUCUCUGCCCAUGCUACCAAUACCUGGUUUAAUGAUGAUGGCAUCACUCUGCUCUAUUGGCCAGCAAACUAGCCUGAACUGAAAACCCUAGGCCUAUUGUCAAGAUGAAAAUGAUGCAACAAAACCAAAUAAUGCAAAUGAGCCGACUAUGCCAGUGCGACCAAAGCAUUCCUUCCUAUCCAUAAAUUACGCCAGCAAGGCGGCCUGGCAUGGAGGCGAUCAGCCCGGGCUGCUUUAACGGCGGCCUUUAACCUCUCUGCUACGUUUGUUCUGGUGUCUGAAAAAUGACGCGAGUCAGAUUAAGAUAUUAUAGUUAAACUGACUUAAAACUGGAUAAAAAAAAGACAGUGGGCUAACACCCUUUUUUUCUAUCGUUCUUUUUUCUUCCACUAAACUUUCCUUAAUAGGAGCGUUAGCCUAAUGUAAAUAGGUCACGCGUUUAUGUGUUCUAAUUUUCUGAGAAACUUAAUUUUUGGUUUUCAUUCACUUUAAGAUGAACAAAAUGGCCGAACUAAAUGCUUGACAUACAGUAUGUCACUCUUUUUAACUGAAUUGCUCAAUUAAAUUUGAUAUUCACAUUUUGUUUAGAUCUACCUGUAAAUCUGCUGAAUUUUAUUUUAAUUGUAUUUCUUUUUUUUAGCCCACUGCACCUUCCUUCCCCUCUCUCUCUCUCUCUCUCUCUCUCUCUCUCUCUCUCUGGAUGGUGUGUGGUUCUCUGCUCUCUCUGCCAGCCUGUCGCACUCUCUGAGGGAUUCUGUUUACAUCGUCUCUAGAUGGCAAAGGAAAAAAAAAUGGGGCUUGUAAUCUAGAGAGAAGGCGACUUCUUUUUUUUUUUUUUUUUUUUUUUUUUUCCUGCAUAAGUGAGACCCUGGGGGUCGAAAAUGGAAAUGCUAAUGCCUUGCCCCGCCGUGAGUUGGCUCAGUUGCGCGUCUGAAUUUCCUCGUUCUGAAUUCUUUGUGCAUUCCUUUUCCCUUCCUGUGUUUGAAAACGUGGAAAACUCGUUACGCCGAGUUUCUUUUUUUUACGGAAUCUCCCCUCUGCAAUUUUUUGACCCACUUGUGGAAGUUAGAAAUAGGAAAAAAAAAAAAAAACGGACUGGAAAUGGUCCUGCUGAAGCAUGAUAACUGUGUAGAAACUGUUGUGUGUAUGUUGUGUAUGCGUGUGUACUGUACACAUCACCUCAAAUCUUUACCAGUAACAACCCCCCCCCCCCCCCCCCCCUUCCCCACCACCCACUUAUCUACAGGCCAUGGCUGCUUGUUACAGAUGUUCAUUUUCAAUCCGUUAUACAUCAACCAUAGGUGUUUAAAAUGAUAGUUUUAUAUGUCGGCUGAAACUUUAGGAAAAUAAACUUUGUUGUAGCCUGUUUAUUGGGAGUGUGAAUAUCAUUGACUUAAAAAGUAAACACCCUUUUGAAUAAGUGGGUUUUAAAAAAAAAUAAAUAAAAAGAGAGAGAAAAUGACAUUCCUUCACUACGCUCUGCCUACAUCCUCUUCUCCAGAUACAUAUGAUCACAAAUAUGUAAAAAGUAUAUGAGAAUAUAAAUAAAUCUAUAAUAAGAGUGAGUUUUUCCUCCUUAAAAA